This is a messenger RNA of Ochotona curzoniae (black-lipped pika), 1356 nucleotides long. RefSeq names its product chibby family member 2 (gene CBY2). NCBI's taxonomy places the organism in Eukaryota, Metazoa, Chordata, Mammalia, Lagomorpha, Ochotonidae. Bases 1 to 1356 code for a protein of 451 amino acids. The transcript has 3 exons. The record is from RefSeq and is a predicted model, not a curated record.
AUGUCACCUCCAGAAUGUUCUGAGUGUUUUGGUGACCAACUCCCGCAUCGGACCUAUACCUGGCAUCUUACUUUGCACUCAAGGUCAAAUUUUACAAGAAAACGAGAUACCAGACCCGAAAGUCUAGAAAUUCCAAUCAAUGUGGUUUUGCCUCAGCGGGGCUCAGCCGAGCCCUUCCUCAGGCUCCACAACGUGUACACCACCCCUCACUGCUCUAGGCAGGCCGCUCUGUCCAGGCCCAGCCGCAGGGUAGUCAGCCAGCACUCGUAUCCGCUCAACCGCUUCUCCUCCGUGCCCUUGGAUCCCAUGGAGCGCCCCACCUCGCAGGCGGACCUGGAGCUGGACUACAAUCCUCCACGGGUGCAGCUGAGUGACGAGAUGUUUGUCUUCCAGGAUGGGCGGUGGGUGAACGAGAACUGUCGCCUGCAGUCCCCCUACUUCUCGCCGUCCUCCUCCUUCCACCACAAGCUGCAUCACAAGCGGCUGGCUAAGGAGUACCUGUUGCAGGAUGAGAACAAGUCCCUGCGUGAGGAGAACAAAUCCCUGCGCGAGGAGAACAAGGCCCUCCGCCGCGAGAAUAAGAUUCUGCAAGUCUUCUGGGAGGAGCACAAGUCCCCCCUGGGCCGCGAGGACAGCCGCUCCUCUUCGCCGCUGCUGCAUAAGGACACCGCGUCUCAGGAGGUGAUGAAGCGGGACAGUGUGGCCGCGCCGGUGCAGCGCGCCAAGGAGACCAGCACGCUGCACCUGCUCAGGGAGGAGAACCGCGCACUGCAGCAGUUGCUGGAGCAGAGACAAGCCUACUGCUGGGCCCAGGGUGACGAUCAGGCCGCCCCAGUCGAGGAGACCAAGCCGGUGAUCUCGGCUCACGAGGAAUCCCACAGCCCAGACCAAGGCCCCGGCCUCUCUUCCCCCUUUGAGGAACCCAAAGGACCCUCGACUCCUCAGGAAGACGCCAAGACCCUACGCGCCCUCAGGGAGAUGGUCAACAGCUUGGCGGGGCCUGCUGGAGAGGAGAUGACCAAGGUGGGCCCCGGGCUGGCUGACAGCAGCGGAGGUGGUGGUGGCAGCCAGGCCCUGCAGUUGCUGCGGGAGAUGAGCCAGGCGCUGCAGGCGCUGCGUGAGGAGAACCGGCUGCUGCAGGAGGAGAACAGGGCCCUGCACGUGCUGCGCGAGGAGCACCGCGUCUUCCAGGAGGAGAACAAGGCCCUGUGGGAGAACAACAAACUGAAGCUGCAGCAGAAGCUGGUCAUCGACACGGUGACUGAGGUCACGGCCCGCAUGGAGAUGCUCAUUGAGGAGCUCUACGCCUUCAUGCCGGCCAAGGGCAAGGACCCCAAGAAGCCCAGCAGGAUCUGA